This is a messenger RNA of Oncorhynchus gorbuscha (pink salmon), 3422 nucleotides long. Its product is annotated as septin-9-like. Gene Ontology annotation, cellular component: septin complex; septin ring; microtubule cytoskeleton. The transcript has 6 exons. Gene Ontology annotation, molecular function: molecular adaptor activity; GTP binding; GTPase activity. The record is from RefSeq and is a predicted model, not a curated record. Bases 12 to 641 code for a protein of 209 amino acids. NCBI's taxonomy places the organism in Eukaryota, Metazoa, Chordata, Actinopteri, Salmoniformes, Salmonidae. Gene Ontology annotation, biological process: cytoskeleton-dependent cytokinesis.
GGCAGCCCAUCAUGAAGUUCAUUAAUGCCCAGUAUGAGCAGUACCUUCAGGAGGAGAUCAACAUCAACAGAAAGAAGAGGAUUCCAGACUCAAGGGUUCACUGCUGUAUUUACUUCAUACCCCCUACUGGACACUGUCUGCGACCUCUGGAUGUGGAGUUUAUGAGGCGUCUCAGUAAGGUGGUCAAUAUUGUUCCUGUCAUUGCCAAGGCAGACACGCUCACCCUGGAGGAGAGGGACUUCUUUAAACAGAAGAUCAGGGAAGAGCUACGGGCCAAUGGGAUCGACGUGUACCCCCAGAAAGAGUUUGACGAGGACGCAGAGGACCGGAUGAUUAAUGACAAGAUCAGGGAGAUGAUCCCGUUUGCUGUGGUGGGCAGUGACCAGGAGUACCAGGUCAACGGCAGGAGGCUUCUGGGUAGGAAGACAAAGUGGGGAACCAUAGAAGUUGAGAACAUUGCUCAUUGUGAGUUUGCCUAUUUGCGGGAUCUACUGAUUAGGACCCACAUGGAAAACAUCAAGGACAUCACCAGCAGCAUCCACUAUGAGGUGUACCGCGUCCGCCGCCUCAACGAAAACAACACCGCUGUCGCCCAUGCCAACGGCCUCCCCCAACACCACAUGACCUCCCAUGAGAUGUAAAGCCCUGCCCACCGUUUCCCAUGAGCCCUCGCUUCCCUCCGAAGGAGCUUCGAUCCUUCCAACCCGUUAUCCUUCCAUCCCUCACCCCUCCACUCACUCUCAAUGCCAAACCCUUCUACAGAAGGGAGAAGAUCCACACUGGGGGGACUGAGGAGUGUAGUCUUAUGCCCCCAAAUGGCCAAAUACAGACGCAUAGAAUGGACUGUUGAUGCCAAUGCAUUGCCCCUCGAUGAUAACCUGGUCUCUCUGACUAACGUCUAUACGAUGGGGGGGGGUAAAUGCUAGCUAUCACUUGCAUUCAUUCAGGUUUAACCAGGCUAAGUAAACACUAUUAAUGUACUGCAACCUUAAUCUGUGUGUUUUCAGUUAUUCUGUCGUUCUUUAGGUCCCUCAUCUGUCGGGUUGGUUAACAAAAUAACGCUGUGUUUUCAGUGCCAUUACAUACAAGCAGUGACAGAAGUGCCCGCAAACUUUUGUUUGGGUAAAAUAUAGAUUUCUCAUCCGUUUUAAUAUAGCCCCUAUAAUACAUCGUUUAUUCAUUUGACCUGCUAUCUGAAGGUUCUACAACUUUUAUUUCUGUUCCCUUUGAGAGGAAGUAGUUUAGCCUUGAGGGACUCUAAUUCCCAGUAGGAGUGCUGAUUUGGGAUCAGUUUAGCCUUUUAGAUAAAAGAUUACAUGGACAGAGAGACCUGAGCCUAGAUCAGCACUCCUACUCUGGGGGGCGCUUUAUACACUCGGCCCCAGAACUGUGGUACUGGAUCCAUCGCGACAGCAGCAAAGGCACAGGACAGAUAUUCAGCUAAGUAUUUAGAAGUAUGACACACAGAAAUAAAAUCUAUUCAUUCUAUGGCAGUUGAUUCUUUUGUCAGAGUUCUGUUUGAUGAUGUCCGAGAGGGGUCAGUUGAAGAUGGUGAAUGGGGAGUGUUUCAUUGUGAUGGAAGUUGAUAAUGCUGUUGGAUUGGUCAGGAUUGCAUAAUGUCAGGGUUACUUAAUGUCGGGGUGGACUGGAGGUUUUGAGUCUAGUGGACAUUGUCGACACAUCUGUAGGGCCAGGAGUUUUUCCCCAUAACUUGAACUGACCAGAAAAAACCUUGGGCCCUUGUAACAGCCUGUAACUAGGACGUUCUCAGCCAUAGUUAUAGACUGUAACUAGGGUCUUCUCUGAGUCGUCGUUAUAGACUGUAACUACAGUCUUCUCUGAGUCGUCGUUAUAGACUGUAACUACAGUCUUCUCUGAGUCGUCGUUAUAGACUGUAACUACAGUCUUCUCUGAGUCGUCGUUAUAGACUGUAACUACAGUCUUCUCUGAGUUGUCGUUAUAGACUGUAACUACAGUCUUCUCUGAGUCGUCGUUAUAGACUGUAACUACAGUCUUCUCUGAGUCGUCGUUAUAGACUGUAACUACAGUCUUCUCUGAGUCGUCGUUAUAGGCUGUAACUAGGGUCUUUGAGUCGUCGUUAUAGGCUGUAACUAGGGUCUUUGAGUCGUCGUUAUAGGCUGUAACUAGGGUCUUUGAGUCGUCGUUAUAGGCUGUAACUAGGGUCUUUGAGUCGUCGCUAUAGGCUGUAACUAGGGUCUUUGAGUCGUCGUUAUAGGCUGUAACUAGGGUCUUUGAGUCGUCGUUAUAGGCUGUAACUAGGGUGUUUGAGUCGUCGUUAUAGGCUGUAACUAGGGUCUUUGAGUCGUUGUUAUAGGCUGUAACUAGGGUCUUUGAGUCGUUGUUAUAGACUAACUAGGAGCAUGAGUUUUUCCUGGUAAAGUCACAUGGUCAGGAAACCCCUGGUCCUACACGUGUAUGAUGCAGAGUGAGGGGAACACUCUCCUGUUGUCAUUGAGGAGCCUGUGCUCUAAGCCUUGGGCUGGUGACAGUACAGCGAUACAUAUCCCUCGUACUAUUGUGGUAAUUGUUAUUUUUACAUGGCUGCAUCGUCGUACAGGUAUUACUGUCAGAAAAUAGAUUUCAAAAUGCCCUCAGUGCCUUUUCAAUUCCAAAUAAUAGAUGUCAUUUUGGGGUGUUUUUUUAUAUACAGAUGUUUAAAGAGUGAUUUAAAGUAAAUAGUAUUUAUGCACAUUAGAAAGAUAAGUGUACCACCCACCCACUCAUCCACACAUGGUCGUUGUCCUGAGCAGAGAACACUAAAUCAGUUUCUACUGCCCAUGUCAAGUGUUUAGGAAAAACUCCAGGUCCUAGCUAUGUGCCAUGUCUCUGUGCCUUGGACAACACUAUUGCCUUUUAUUUAUUGGAGACUGUCCGCUAGCACAUGCUUUUAAACUGGAAGGACAACCGUGACAAUUCAGUUUUUCCAGACCAUGUGACCUGACCAGGAUAAACCUCCAUAGCCUAUAACCAGGGACCUGAGUUUUUCCUGGUCAGGUCAAAUAGUCUGGAAAACUCCUUGUCCUAUUACUGAUGUGCUGGCUGGUGCCAAUCACCAUAGCAGAAGACAUUUCAUUGUUAUCAAGUCUCUUUAUAUCAGACUGUGCACCCUGAAACUAAAGUCCUCCUUAACUCUAUGUUCUCUCUUUCUCCCACUUUCUUUUCUCUUGUUCUCUCUUGCCGUUUCUUGGAUAUCAACCAGUAACAGUAAUAUGUGGUGUUUAAAGGUUUUAUGUGUUUCAGUUUCAAACUAUAAUCCUCAACUUCCAAACAUCAUCGUCGUCAUGCUCUGUCCUGUAUAUUCACUGUCGGAUACAUGUUUGUACUGGUAUUAAUUAUAACAGAAUUUACCUUUUGAUAUCGUGUUAUUUUCAAGAAAUAAAGAUGAAAGUUGUAUAUAGUCA